AUGGGCCACUCGGCGGGCGGGAUGCUGCAGAAGGCGCCGUGGCACCAGUUCUUCUCGAACCACCCCAGGAAGCUGGCGCUGCGCUCGCGGCUGCUGCUGCUGCUGGACUGCGCCAUUUUGGGGCUAAUAUGUGCCUCUUUGACGGGUCCUUGGUACCGGCAGGACUGGAGAGUGGCCAAUGGCGAGAUUCUUUCGUGGACUCUGCACCUGAGCAGGGCCAAGUUCAGCGUGGACUGCUCUUCAGACUCUCCGGAGUUUCUGGAACUCUGCCAAAUCCUGUACGGCCGCAUGGCCGGGGACUUGCGGGCAGUCACGCGUUCAAUUUGCAGCGCCGGGCGCAAAGUGCAGGACACAGACCUGCAGGCUUUGCUGCAGGAAACCUGCAGCGACAUGAAGCUCAUAGAGAAGCUCUCCGUGGCCUCUGGGAUUUUGGUGGGGUUGUGUUUAUGUUUUUCGGCCUUUAGUGUUAUUUCUUUUUUGCUGCACUGGGGCUCGGGCUUUCGCAACCGCAGGGCGUGGCGGGCCAGCUUUGGCUGCCGGCUGCUGGCCUGGCUGGCCGCAGCCUUUGCCUGCAUUUCCUACAGCGCAGCAGUCCUCAACGUUGAAGAUCUUUUUCACUUCCAGCCCCCCCUAAAUGUGGCUUUUGACCCUGCCCACGUAGAGCCUGUUUCCCACGAGUUGCUCUACGGAUUCAUCUUAGCCAUUUUCACCGCUGCCUUCACCACGCUUUACCUCCCUUUUUGGUGGAAAGCUGCGCCUUACGACCCAGACCCUUACUUUUUAGAGCCCGCAGCAAUGCGUCGAGGCUUUGUUUGA
Molecule: messenger RNA, 816 nt
Organism: Eimeria necatrix
Lineage: Eukaryota; Apicomplexa; Conoidasida; Eucoccidiorida; Eimeriidae
Exons: 1
Coding region: 1-816 (271 amino acids)
Source: RefSeq, a predicted model, not a curated record